This is a messenger RNA of Populus nigra (black poplar), 1920 nucleotides long. RefSeq lists its product as uncharacterized. Gene Ontology annotation, cellular component: eukaryotic translation initiation factor 3 complex; cytoplasm. Gene Ontology annotation, molecular function: translation initiation factor activity. Bases 117 to 1676 code for a protein of 519 amino acids. Lineage: Eukaryota; Viridiplantae; Streptophyta; Magnoliopsida; Malpighiales; Salicaceae. Gene Ontology annotation, biological process: translational initiation. The transcript is spliced from 8 exons. The record is from RefSeq and is a predicted model, not a curated record.
UAAACCCUAGUGUGCGUCCCCGCUUCUCUCCCUCGCUGCCUCUCCCACUCCCCCAUCUUCUUCUUCCCUCUCUAUCUUUCCCUAAUCUGCUUCCUCCGAACGCUAAUUCUUCAGCCAUGGCAGCAUCGUACGACUACGAAGACGCUCCUAGUAGACACGAUGAAGAAACUGGUCCACAAGGUUACGAUCCAAACUUCGUCCCGGACUCCGUCAAGUCCUUCGUAACACACUUAUACAGACACAUACGAGAGAAAAAUGUGUACGAGAUUCACCAGAUGUAUGAAACCUCUUUCCAAACACUCUCCGACCAUCUCUUCAAAGACACUCCUUGGCCUUCAGUCGACGCGGUCGCAAAUUAUGUCGACAAUGAUCAUGUUUUUUGCUUGCUUUAUCGUGAGAUGUGGUUUAGGCAUCUGUAUGCAAGACUUUCGCCUACUCUUAAACAGCGGAUUGAUAGUUGGGAUAAUUAUUGUGGUCUUUUUCAGGUGGUGUUGCAUGGAGUGGUGAACAUGCAAUUGCCGAAUCAGUGGUUAUGGGAUAUGGUGGAUGAGUUUGUUUAUCAGUUUCAGAGUUUUUGUCAGUAUAGAGCUAAGAUGAAGAACAAGACUGAGCAAGAGAUUGCCCUUUUGAGGCAAUUUGAUCCGGCUUGGAAUGUGUAUGGAGUGCUGAACUUCUUGCAAGCACUGGUGGAGAAGUCGAGUAUCAUUCAGAUACUGGAGCAGGAGAAGGAAGGUAUUGAACAAUUCACUGCUACUGAUGGGUAUGAUUAUAGUGGUGGCAGUAAUGUCUUGAAGGUUUUGGGGUAUUUCAGUAUGGUUGGUUUGCUGCGAGUUCAUUGCCUCCUGGGUGACUAUCAUACUGGCCUGAAGUGCUUGCUUCCCAUUGACAUAAGUCAACAGGGUGUCUAUACCAGUGUCAUAGGAAGCCACAUUGCUACAAUAUACCAUUAUGGUUUUGCCAAUCUUAUGUUGAGGAGGUAUGUGGAUGCUAUUCGUGAAUUCAAUAAAAUUCUCCUGUACAUAUACAAGACUAAGCAGUAUCAUCAGAAAUCUCCACAGUAUGAGCAGAUAUUAAAGAAGAAUGAGCAGAUGUAUGCUUUGCUGGCAAUUUGUCUGUCACUUUGCCCACAAGUGAAGCUUGUGGAUGAGACAGUCAAUGCACAAUUAAGGGAGAAGUAUGGUGAAAAGAUGGCUAGAAUGCAAAGAUAUGAUGAUGAGGCAUUUUCUAUCUACGAUGAACUCUUCUCUUAUGCAUGCCCUAAGUUCAUUACACCCUCAGCUCCAAGUUUUGAAGAACCACUUGUAAACUACAACCAGGAUGCUUACAGACUGCAACUGAAACUGUUUCUUUAUGAAGUAAAACAGCAACAAUUGUUGUCAGGUGUUCGAACCUUCCUAAAAGUGUAUUCUACUAUAUCCCUUGGGAAGCUUGCUAAUUACAUGGAAGUGGAUGAACCUACUUUAAGGACUAUCCUGAUGACAUACAAGCACAAGACUCACGCUGUUGAUUCCGAGGGAAAGAUUAUAUCUAAUGCUGAUGUGGAUUUCUACAUCGAUGAGGACAUGAUUCAUGUUGUUGACACCAAACCAGUGAAGCGAUAUGGUGAUUACUUUUUGCGGCAAAUUGUCAAGUUUGAAGGGGUGAUAAAUGACAUGGAUCGGAUAAAGCUGGAAUGAGGCCUAUAACGUAGAAUUUGUAUUGCCGUAACUUGCAUCUAGAUUCUCUUUGUUUGGCUGAGAUUUUGUUAUCUAUUGGCAUUUUUUCAGUUUUAUUUAUUUUAAAAUUUUGAAUCAGUGCAACUGUGUUAGUUCUGCCCCCCAGAAAAAGAAGAAAGAGAAAUUGGCUUUCGGGAUCCUUAAAAAUGUUGUCGCCAUGUCAUUCUUUCAAUUCAUGAAAUAUACAAGGGGCUUUAUUAGUGUA